AUGUGCAGUGCAGGCAACGAUCGAGGAAUCAGCGCACAGAAACCCCCGCAUCCUGCGGCGUGUGCCUCUGAUGUCAACGCGGCGAAUAGUACAGGCGUUCAACAGAUGCUUUUGGGCGCGCCAGGGGGCCUCAGCACGGACAUCCUCGCUAGUAACGUCCCCGAUAAUAUUGACGAGUCACUGUUUCUUCCUCAUCCAACGCAGACCACUGCUGGUGCGCUGGCUGUUGUUUCUAACAAUAACAAUAAUACAAACGCUUUUGGCAGAUCUUUUUCCAUCUACGAGCCUGGCAAGGGCGACCAAUCGCUGCUGCUCCACCAUGCGGAUCCGACGUCCAUCCCCGCUACAGGUGCGGAGCUCGUGCACUACCAUCGUCCUUCUAAUCGAAGCACCGCCGCCACUCAUGACGCCGCCACGUUUGCAUCUGACUGCAAGCCAACGCCACGUGUCAACGCGGCGGAUUUCGCGAAUUACCCAGCUCCGAGCUUCGCUGGCGCGUCUGGCGUGGCGGGAAGCGCGUACGCGGCAGUGAAAUCCGACGAGAAUCCUCUCAAAUUCGCGUCAACUCAGCAACAUGACGAUCGGAGCGCGGGCAUGCACUCCCGACAACAGCCAGAACAAGAGAUGCAUUUUGACGAGAAAAAUGUGUCGCAGAGGACGGGAGGGGAGGGAGGAAGGGGGUUGGGUUGCGACAAUGUGGUAACCACCGAAGCAGCACUCGCUGACGACGGUUUUUUCGCUUCUAUGCUUGAUGACAUUGAUUUCGCACCCGUUGUUGUUGGGUCCGCGACAGACCCACCUUUCCCCUUCUGCCCGCCCAACUCCCAUCCUCCCCUCCUCACUCCCAUCAUCCCCUCCUCACUCCCAUCCUCCCCUCCUCACUCCCAUCAUCCCCUCCUCACUCCCAUCCUCCCCUCCUCACUCCCGUCAGCCCCUCCUCACUCCCGUCAGCCCCUCCUCACUCCCAUCACCCCCUCCUCACCCACCCUCCCUAUCCCCCACACAAGCACACAAAUUCAUCUCACCGCUUUCCCCAUCAAUUCCGUCAGCAGGCAUCCAUCUCCAGUUACUAGCACACCACACCUCGUUACCAGCACGCCCCUGCCCGACCCUACCAGCAGUCUCGCCCAGCAGCAUCAGCAGCAGAAGCGGUAUUCUCCUUCCCCUCUAGGCUCUGGUGGUUUUGCUGAGGUGGCAGACGAGGAGGAGGAGGAGGAGGAGGAGGAGGAGGAGGAGGAGUACCAAUUCGUUGACUCGGAAGACCCGCUUGACUCUGUGCUUCCCGCUCUGGCGCUGCUAAGGUUGCAGAAGCAGCAGAAAAAGCAGGAGGAGGAGGUGGAGGAGGGAAAAACGGGAUACUUGAGGCUUCUUACCAAUGAUAAAGACGGGGGAAGUAGCGAGGGGGGUGAAGAGGACGAGGCAGAAGGGGGAAUUGGUGGGGAGGGUGGGGAAGCUGACAGCGAGGAAGGGGCUGCUGAUUUCAACGACAGGGAAAGCAUAGAGGAGGAGAAGGUCGAACAGGAGGCAGGGGUAGGGGAGGACGGAGAGGAGGAGAGGGAGGAGGGAGAGGAGGGGGAUGACGAGGGGAGUGAGGAGGGGAGCGAGGAGGAACAGCUGAAGGCGAUGAGUCUGAGAGACGUGUACAGGCGGUGCUUUGGAGAGGAGGUGGUGCUGCGGAGGAGCUCAGACGAGGGCGAUGGGCACGGGGGUGGCCCAGGGGCGGGUGGGAGGGGCGACGGACAGGGCAGCGUACAGGGGGGUGCGCAGGGGGGUGGGCAAGGGGGCGCGCAGGGGAAUGGCAAGGGGAAUGGACAGGGCGUGGGAGACUUGAGUACCAAAGGGAACAUCCAGGGGAGUGAAAGGAGUGGACAGCAACAGCAGCGGCAUCAGGAGAGUCACGGUCUGAACGAUGCAAUGUUCGCCUCUGGUGGUGACAUUGGAGGGGUUGACUAUAUCGGGGGCUUGCUGGACAUGAUGGACGGCCUGGAUGGGCUCGCAGGAAUGGACGGUCUGGAUGGGCUUGACGGCUUGGAAGGGAUUGAUCUCAUGGAUGGAAUGACUGGUCUGGGAGAUUACCAAGGCGUUGCAGAGGGAGAUGAUGAAAUGCAGGGUAAUGGAGGGUUCGAGGGAUAUCCAUGCACGGAAGGGGAACCGCUGGUAGCAGCACAGCAGGAUACUACUGAGGUUCAGGAGUUUAAUGGGCCUCCUCGGAAACAGGAGGAGGAAAACUACUUCUGUGAUGAAGUAGAGGAUUACUACAGCGAGGAUGAGGAGGGAGACUAUCUCAGAGGAAAUGGAGAAGGUGUUGAGAGGUAUGACACAGCAGGGUAUGACAUGGUAGGUCUCUUCGUCGCCAUGGCUGCGUCUACCAGCAUUGCCGCUGGCUCGUCCCUGAAGCUCACAACCUCCUCGCUUGGCGCGAAGUCCUCUUCUUUCCAGGAAUUUUCCGAGGGCUCCAUUAGAAGCAUCUCCCUCAAGAGCACCAAGCCAGCAGUGAGCAAGGCACAGUCCCGUCAGAAUGCCAAUGGCAAGAACCGCAUGGUGGUUAAGGCCAUGGCGCCUAACGCGCUCGUGGACAUCAACGCAGCUGAUGAAGUCAAGUUCAAGGCGCUUGUCUCUCGCCGCGUCGUCUUCGACCAUGCCGACUGGAAGAAACACAAAUCGAGCGGCCGUUACUUCAAGCACCUGCGCACCAUCCUGACCUCCAAGGUCAUCGGCGCGCUGGGCCCGCCUGUGUCAGUGAUGACGGGCAUCGCAGCGGCGGUGGUGGGGUGGAACGAGAUGGUUGUGAUGGGUAUUCUGCCCGAGUGGGCUCCCGUGCUGCACAUCUCCAACCUCCCCUUCAGCCUCACCGCGCCUGCUCUUUCCUUCCUCUUGGUUUUCCGCACCAAUGCCAGCUACGGCCGUUUCGAUGAGGCUCGCAAGAUGUGGGGGCUCAUGCUGAAUCGCACGCGCGACAUCACGCGACAGGCGCUGUCGUACAUGGCGCGCGACCAGUACACGUACGAGUACCCCAAGCGCGCUCAGUUCAUCCGCCAUCUGCAGGCGUUCCCCCUCACCUACAAGCACCACUUCAUCCAAGAGGGCUCGCUCGAGGAGGACCUCAGGGAUUUGACCAGUCUGACUGACGCGGAGAUUGCGGGAGUGCUUAACGCCACCCAUCGACCCAAUUACGUGCUUCAGAUGAUGUCAGAGUGCAUGCGCUCGUGCACCAUGGAGCCCGUCAACCGCCUCGCCAUGGAGGCCAACUUCGCGACGUUCGCGGAUGACAUCGGAGGCAGUGAGCGUCUCUUCAAGACGCCCAUCCCGCUCUCCUACACGCGCCUCACCUCGCGCUUCCUCGUCCUCUACCACAUGUUCCUGCCUUUCGCUCUGUGGGACCCCCUCGGCUGGCUCACCAUCCCAGUGACUGCCACGUGUGCGGCCAUCUUUUUCUGCAUCGAGGAGGUCGGAGUGCUUAUUGAAAACCCCUUCCCCAUCCUGGCACUCGACGUCAUCGCUCAAUCGGCACGGAACAAUGCCGCUGAGCUCGUGUCGCUGCAUGAGGGCAUCCGCAACCUAGUGGUGGAGGACGACCUGGAGAUGAAGAUGCUCUCAGCCGUCUCCCAAGAGGCGCUGUUGCCUCAUGCCCCUCAGUUGUCAACGGCGACAAACGGGAAACAUUCACCUUGUGCAUCAUUGAACUAG
This is a messenger RNA of Closterium sp. Yama58-4, 3687 nucleotides long. NCBI's taxonomy places the organism in Eukaryota, Viridiplantae, Streptophyta, Zygnematophyceae, Desmidiales, Closteriaceae. The record is from the annotation of a GenBank genome assembly.